This is a messenger RNA of Magnolia sinica, 3089 nucleotides long. RefSeq names its product glutamate receptor 2.7-like. Gene Ontology annotation, biological process: G protein-coupled receptor signaling pathway. NCBI's taxonomy places the organism in Eukaryota, Viridiplantae, Streptophyta, Magnoliopsida, Magnoliales, Magnoliaceae. Gene Ontology annotation, cellular component: plasma membrane. The record is from RefSeq and is a predicted model, not a curated record. Gene Ontology annotation, molecular function: G protein-coupled receptor activity; glutamate-gated receptor activity. Bases 1 to 2907 code for a protein of 968 amino acids. The transcript has 5 exons.
AUGGCCCAAAAUUCGACGGCUGUGAUCGAUGUGGGUGUAGUCCUUGAUUUGGAGAUGUGGGUUGGGAAGAUGAGCCAGGCCUGUAUUUCCGUGGCGCUCUCAGAUUUCUACAUGGCUCGUAAUCACAACACGAAACUUGUUCUCCACAUGAGGGAUUCGAAGAAAGAUAUCGUCGGUGCUGCCGCCGAGGUGUUGGACCUGUUGAAGAACGUCGGAGUCAAAGCAAUCAUAGGGCCCACAACCUCAUCCCAAGCCGAGUUUGUGGUGGAUCUUGGGGACAAAACUCAAGUGCCCAUCUUGUCUUUCUCAGCUACAAGCCCAUCUCUCAAUUCAAUCAGAACUCCCUACUUCGUCCGGAUUGCACAAAACGAUUCGUCUCAGGUCAAAGCAAUCGCAGCCAUUGUUAAGGCCUUUGGAUGGAGAGAAGUGGUCCCCAUAUACGAAGACACUGAUUAUGGCAAUGGGGUCAUACCAUUUCUAACCGACGCCUUCCAAGAGAUCGAUGCCAAAGUCCCAUACAGGAGUGUAAUCCCUCCUUCAGCAACAGAUGAUCAGAUUCUUGAAGAGCUCUACAAGUUGAUGACCAUGCAGACUAGGGUUUUCGUCGUCCACAUGUUUUCUUCUCUCGCGUCUCGCUUUUUCUCGAAGGUGAACGAUGUUGGAAUGAUGAGUGAUGGGUAUGUUUGGAUCAUAACGGACGGAUUAACGGAACUCUUGGAUUCAAUGGAUUCUUCAGUCAUCGACUCCAUGCAGGGCGUCUUGGGUGUGAAACCUUACAUCCCAAAAUCUAUAGAGCUUGACAAUUUUACAGUCAGAUGGAAAAGGAAAAUCCUCUUAGAGAACCCAAACAUCACAAAACCUGAGCUAAGCAUUUUUGGGUUAUGGGCGUAUGAUGCCGUCCACGCCCUGGCAAUGGCGGUAGAGCAAGUUGGAGUGAUGAAAUCCAGCUUCCUAAAGCCUGAAACCAGCCAAAAUUCGACUGAUUUAGCAAAUUUGGGAGUAUCCAAAAUGGGCCCAAAACUUCUAGACGCCAUCUUAAACACCACGUUCAAAGGCCUUAGCGGGGAAUUCAGUCUCUUCAAUGGGCAAAUGCAAUCGUCGUCCUUUCAGAUAAUCAAUGUGGUUGGAAAAGGAGGAAGGGGAAUUGGGUUUUGGACGCCUGUAUCUGGACUUUCACGGGUGCUAAACAAGAAUACUACUAACAAAAUUUACUCAACCACCAUGGACGAUAUUAAGUUCGUCAUAUGGCCAGGAGAGUCGAAGGAUUUACCGAGGGGUUGGGUGAUACCGACAAGUGGGAAGAAGUUGAGAAUUGGGGUUCCAGUGAAAGAUGGAUUUAGUGAAUUUGUGAAGGUGGAAGGGAAUCCUAGUAACAGCUUGAUAACCGCCACCGGGUUCUGCAUAGAUGUGUUUGAUGCUGUAAGAGAACAAUUACCGUAUGCCCUUCCUUACGAAUUCGUCCCAUUCGAAAAUGCAAAUGGGCAAAGCGCCGGCACUUAUGAUGAUCUUAUUUAUCAGGUCUUUCUUCAGAGAUUAGAUGCAGUGGUGGGGGACAUGACGAUCGUAGCCAACCGAUCUAAGUACGUAGAUUUUACUUUACCCUACACUGACUCAGGCGUGUCCAUGGUAGUGCCGAUCAGGGAUGAUGAAAGGAAGAAUACAUGGAUUUUCUUGAAGCCUCUGAGUAGGAAUCUAUGGCUGACAAGCGGGGCUGGCUUUGUCUUGACGGGCUUUGUCGUGUGGCUCCUUGAACACCGGAUCAACAAAGAGUUUAGGGGCCCACCAUCCCAUCAGAUCGGCAUGAUGUUCUGGUUUUCCUUUUCAACGCUCGUCUUUGCACACAAGGAGAGGGUGAUAAGCAACUUGUCAAGGUUCGUUGUGAUCAUAUGGGUGUUCGUGGUCCUCAUAUUGACUUCUAGUUACACUGCAAGUUUGACUUCAAUGCUGACCGUCCAACAGCUCCAGCCCACCAUAACGGACGUCAAGGAUCUCAUCAAGAACGGGGAUUACGUGGGGUACCAGGAGGGGUCUUUUGUGCUGGGCCUCUUGAAGAGGUUGAACUUUGAUGAGUCCAAGCUCAGGGUCUACUACUCCCCUGAGGACUAUGCUGAGGCCUUGUCAAAAGGAAGUGGGAAUGGUGGGGUUGCUGCCAUCUUUGAUGAGAUCCCCUACAUCCUGCUGUUCCUCGGAAGGUACUGUGGUCUCUACACUAUGGUGGGGCCCACGUACAAGACGGAUGGAUUUGGAUUUGCCUUCCCCAGGGGGUCCCCUCUCGUACCUGAUUUUUCGAGGGCUAUCUUGAAUGUUACAGAGGGAGAUACAAUGUUGGAGAUUGAGCAAAAAUGGUUCGGACAACAAACGGCUUGUUUAGACCGAUCAGCAUCACAGGCUUCUGUCACUUCCAACAAUCUAACCCUUGAUAGCUUCUGGGGUCUCUUCCUCAUCGCUGGUACUGCUUCAGCUCUGGCCUUCUUCAUAUUUCUAGUCCGCUUUCUCCACCAAAAUUGGCAUAUUUCACCUACACCAGAUGAGCCUAUUACCUUUCGACGGUGGAUCUACCAUCUUGCCAAACGCUUUGAUGAAAUAGACCCCUCUUCUCAUACUGCAAAGAAGGCCGCGAAACUCGCUGCCAAGACCACCGCCGUACCCACCACUGAGACCACAGCCAAACCCAUGGAAGGUCAGGUGACUGUCGUUGAGGGCAUUGAUCGAACUUCACCGAAUCAUACUAAUGCUCAACAGAGUCCUACAACCAUGUCGGAUGUUUCAGAUUUCAAUCCACGAGGAGGAGGGACCCCAUCUUCGGAGAUUGGGAAUAAUCAAGGUGCAAGUACCUCUGUAGAUAUGCAUAACAGAAAUGCAACUGGAGAGAUAACGGAAAUAACUGAAAAUAAGUACUUAAGAUAGAUUUGUUUAUUCUUGCUUUUCUAACUGUUUCACAUAUUUAAACUUGCAUAUUUAUUUGUACAAAAAUAAUGGGCCUUUUGGGCAUGUGGCAAAUUCUUUUUAGAACCAAACAUGUGUAGGUAAACGUUUGUUGUAAGCACUAAAAUGGUUUUAAAUGCAUUUCAUAAUGAUUCAAUGGUUUA